AUGGCUUAUUUCAGCUUCCUCAUACUGACCUCCCUGUGUAUUGCGGGCCGAGAGGCCCUCAGCAUAUCUGACUGUGGAGUGUUCGCCAGGCGACCUGAAUACACUGAUAUCUCUGUGGUGUGCGGUACAUCUGCCAUCGACCUGGCCAUUCAAAUCUGCCCGGUUGUCUACACUGGAUACAACGCGAGCCUACUUAUCCUCAACCGCAUUCGGGACAAUAUGGACUGUCAGGGGACGCUGGACACUUCAGUGGCUCCUCCUGUGCUGAGAUUCAGCUUCCCCAUCAGAGAAGGAAACGCCUGUGGGAGCAACUUCUUGACCACGAGUGCACCGGGGACAGGAAUAUUCUCAGACUUCUCCGACAUCCAGACGGUGAAUGUCAGCGGAGUGAUCCGAUCCUUUGACCCCACCAUGGGGACCAUCACCUACAAUGCAGAGCUUAAGUAUUAUUAUUCCUGUGCUUACCCACUGGAGUAUCUCGUUAACAACACCCAGGUGGAUGUGUCUUCCUCCUCCAUUGCACUGAAGGACAACAAUGGGAGCUUCAUCAGCACCCUCAGCAUGGCCUUGUAUAAGGAUGUAAAUUAUACCACCCCCCUCGUCAUUCCACGUCUUGGCGUCGAACUGAGAACAAAUAUCUAUGUGCAGGUGGUGGCAUCAAACCUGACAUCCCAGUACUUUGUUCUCCUGGAUCGAUGCUACGCCUCAACAAACGCACAGCCGUCCAACUCCACCUUCUUCAACUUGUUUGUCUCGUGCUCCAUAGAUCAGCUCACCACCAUGCUGGAAAACGGGGAUAGCCAAAAGGCACGCUUCUACUUCCCGGCGUUCCGCUUCAUCGAGCAGCAGAAUGAGACCAUCUCAACCUACUAUCUGCACUGCAUCACCCGACUCUGUGAGAGCAGCACCUGCAGCACCUUCAAGCAAUGCAACAGGAAGCGGAGGAAUGUGGAGACCACGGUGGUUCAGGAGAGCAUCACUGAGCCGUCGGUGCUCACAGUAGCUAUAAGGGCCAAGACAGACACCCCCAUUCUCUCCAAAGAUGAGGCGCUGUCUGGUGGCCAAUCUGAUGACAGUCGGGCGUCUGUUGGCCUGGGAAUUGCUGUGGCUGUCCUCAUUGUGAUAGGGGUGGCCGCCAUUUUAAUGGCGGCAUCUUUUUAUAGAAAACUGAAGCAGUUAAGCUAGCAGCGGCCCAAUAAAUGUUGAUGAGGGGAGGUCAGUACAGGCUAAAUGAUAUAAUGAGUUUGACAGGGUGACAUUCACAUACUGGUGGAGGUACAUUAUGUAUGUAUGUAUGUAGGACUCCUGUGUACUGAAUCAAACUAUUGAUUGGAGCACUGGAGCACUUAAUGUUUCUUUCCAAUCCCUCAGGGACUGUUAGACUUUAUGGAAGGUGAUGUCUGAAUAAAGCACCUUUCAUAAUAGCAUGGUAAUAAGGAAAGACAGAAAGAUAUAAAGGAGGAAGUAGAGUUAUUCUGUUGGGAUCUUAUAGGUAUAGUUUGACAUUCUGGAAAUAAAACAAUUCCUGGUCCUACCAGAAACAGUUCGAACAUGAGUCACAAUAAAAUGGUGCAUUUCCAUGUAAAUCUUUUAUUUUUACAUGUUAAACAAAAAUGUUGUAAAGUAUUAAAUUGUGAAGCUUUUUAAGUUCUGGUUGGUGACUUUUUUUUUUUUACCUUUGGAGAGGGCCAUGCUAGCUGUUUCCCCCUAUGUCCAGUUGCUUAGAAUAAACUAAGCUAGGCUAACGAGCUGCUUCAUAAAGUUAGUUUACAGUCACAAUAUUACUGACCAUGUCUUAACAAUCAGGUGAUUAAUUGUAUUUUCCACAAUGUCAACCUUUUCCUUUCACUAACAGAGUCAAAGAAAAAAAUAAUGUAAAUAAGUUUGACCUUUACAUGUUUGUCUAAAAAUUAAACUGGAUUCAAUGACAGUGACUCAUCUUUGGGUUCAAGUACUUCAUUUGACAUCCAUACCAUGAUUAGAUAUGUGCAUCUGUGAGGGAAUAAGGAACAUCAAUGACAGACAGCAGAUUGCAUAAGAAUUUCUGCUGACUUUUGAUGGCCUUGCUGACUUUUCACAUGUAAACUGUAGAAGAUGCAUGUGUUAUGAAUUAAAACCUAUAGAUGCAAAUUAAGUUUCUCAUUACCCUGCAUUCUGUUGGUUGUCAUACAGACUACAUGCAUUAGGUUUUAAGGAUCCUAAGAGAAUAAGCAGGUGAUUUCAGUUAUUUAUUUGCAAAAAAAAAAAGUUUGUCUUUGAAGAAUCCAAGCCUGCCUCCUAUCAGGGGUACUCAGUCAUAUUUAAUACUUGAAAUGAUGUAUAAUUCACUCUGGCAACUGAAAGUUUGUAUAUUUCAGCAAAGUGAUAUAUGCUGUUGUGUACAUUUUCAUGUCAAAUAUGCAUGAUUAUUCUGAUUAUUAAAGCUUGCAAGAUAUGAAACAAGGGGUUGUGUCUUCAAACGACAGACACUCACCUGCAGUCCAACACAUGGAGUGAA
Notolabrus celidotus (New Zealand spotty) is the source of this 2497-nucleotide messenger RNA. Its product is annotated as zona pellucida-like domain-containing protein 1. Gene Ontology annotation, cellular component: cell surface. The transcript is spliced from 10 exons. NCBI's taxonomy places the organism in Eukaryota, Metazoa, Chordata, Actinopteri, Labriformes, Labridae. Bases 1 to 1185 code for a protein of 394 amino acids. The record is from RefSeq and is a predicted model, not a curated record.